Molecule: messenger RNA, 1262 nt
Organism: Sinocyclocheilus rhinocerous
Lineage: Eukaryota; Metazoa; Chordata; Actinopteri; Cypriniformes; Cyprinidae
Product: protein-lysine 6-oxidase-like
Exons: 7
Coding region: 1-648 (215 amino acids)
Biological process (GO): peptidyl-lysine oxidation; collagen fibril organization
Molecular function (GO): protein-lysine 6-oxidase activity; copper ion binding
Source: RefSeq, a predicted model, not a curated record
AUGAAGAAAUAUAAAUGUUUCAUAGGUUUGCCUGAUCUUGUUGGAGACCCAUACUACAUCCAAGCGUCCGCCUAUGUGCAGAGAGUUCCAAUGUACAAUCUCAGAUGCGCCGCUGAGGAAAACUGCUUGGCAAGCACUGCAUACAGAUCCAGCGUGAGAGACUACGACACGCGUAUGUUGCUGAGAUUCCCGCAGCGAGUCAAGAACCAAGGAACCUCCGACUUCCUUCCCAGCAGGCCACGCUACUCCUGGGAAUGGCACAGCUGCCAUCAGCACUACCACAGCAUGGACGAGUUCAGUCAUUAUGACCUGCUGGAAUCCAGUUCACAGAGAAGAGUAGCAGAGGGACACAAGGCCAGUUUCUGUCUGGAGGACACGUCCUGUGACUACGGCUACUACCGACGAUACGCCUGCACCUCCCACACUCAGGGCCUGACUCCAGGGUGUUACGACACUUACAAUGCCGACAUCGACUGCCAGUGGAUAGAUAUUACUGAUGUGAAACCUGGAAACUACAUUCUCAAGGUUAGUAUAAAUCCCAGUUACCAGGUGCCAGAGUCGGACUACAGUAACAAUAAUGUGCGCUGUGAUGUACGUUACACCGGAAACUACGUUUAUGUUUCAGGAUGUCAUAUUUCACAUUAUUGAGAAUCUACUAAAGGAUCCUAAGGAAUAAGGAAAGAUCAUCAGAAAAGAAGUUUGAUGAUAAAAACCUGCGACAAAGUGAACAGAUGAAUGGACGCCGAUCAUGGGCCACUUUCCUGUUUGUGAGAGCCAAUAAUCAGCAGGGCAUUUUAAUGUUGACAAUGCCACAGAAUAUAGAAGCCUGAGGCAUAAGUCCAGUUUUACAGUGAAUUGCAUUAUUCAGUUUAUUUGUUGUUGUUUUUUGCUAUGAAAUUACUAAGCAAAAAAGAAAAAAGAAAAACAUAGAGUCCAGGAUCAUAUUGUGCUGGAUUCCUCCUAUAGAAAUUUAGAUAAAAUGGUGCUUAUACUGCCAGAAACCACCACAGUUUGCAGAGAUACCACACAUUCCCCAAAUCAUUCAGCAUCAUUCUCUCAGACUGAUAAAUGAUAAACAUUAAACCUUCAGAUAUUGAUCCACACUGGGGUUUUUACCUAAAACAUGCUUUAGUGUGCUAGAGCGAUGCUUUAGUUGUGUAUUCUAAGUAGAUAUUUAUAUACAGAUGCUCAUUACUGCAACAUGUUUUAUAUAUGAAAUGAAAAUUACUUGAAUAAAUAACUUCACACUCAGCCUCAUUAAA